AUGGAACCCGAGAUGGUGAGCACCACGGUGGACAACGCCCCUGCUUUUUUACAAUUAAAAGAGAAGUACAAACAAGAAUUGGUGGAAGAUACUCGCUUGAGUAAAGCCGCCGAUUUGGCGGCCAGACAACAUGUGCUCUUGACCAGCGAGGUCCCGGAUGCCUGGAAACGACCGCACCUCAAAGCCGUGAGCCGUCAAUUACGCCAUUGGACCAAAAAAGUGCGUCAACCCUUUGGAGCGCCCGCGGGGGGUGUGCGCGCCGCAGGGGCUACCACGCCCGGCGAGGAGGAUGAUUUUGAGGCGGGGCCUAUGCAAGCGUGGUUCACGCAAUUGGUCAAGGCCACCAAAGGUAUAAAACAAGGGUCCACGCCGGCUGGACCCAGAAAACCACCGGUCCCGCCUAAACCGAACAUCACCCCGAGUGCUAAAAAGAAACUCAAGUUUACACCUCAAGUGAGCAGCGCGGAGUUGGCACACGAGUUGCCUUUUUCAGAGGAGCCUGGCAAAGAACCGUGGGAUACCCCCAGUGAACGGGUGGACUCUAUCAAGAAAGCGGUCAAGUGCGGGAUUCGCAAGAAAGCCGCUGGGGUCGCCAAAAAGAAAGGCAUUAGUUUGGCUAAGAAAGCCUUGGAUUGGAAAACGUGGAAAACCCCGUGA
This is a messenger RNA of Porites evermanni, 657 nucleotides long. NCBI's taxonomy places the organism in Eukaryota, Metazoa, Cnidaria, Anthozoa, Scleractinia, Poritidae. The record is from the annotation of a GenBank genome assembly.